AUGCUGCCGCCGGCCGCCGCUCCCCGCCGCAGCCCGCCGGGCCACGGCGGCGGACAGAGCCCCGGCAGCGGCUCCGCCGCGCCUGCGCGCUGGGGCGGGAGCGGCGGGAGCUGCGGGGCCGGAGCGCUCCGCGCCGCCCGCUGCCCCCGCCCGGCGGCGGGCCCGGGGCUGGCGGCGGGGGCGGGCCCGCGACGGAGCUCGGCGCCGCACCGGGAGGGGCCCUGGCUGCGCGCCGUGCCCGCCCGAGCCCCCGCUCGCCCCCGCUGCGGGGCGCCUGUGGCCUGGAGGGCUCUGGGGAGGGUCCUGCCCCUCUCCGGGGGGGUCCCGGCGCUGGGCCCCCCCGCACCCACCGGCAGCGCGGGCGGAGGGGCUCAGCUCCCCCCGCACCCACCGGCACCCCAGCGGCUCCCACCCGCCUCCAGCCUUGCUUUCUCCAAAGGGAUGGACGGGAACGCCAUCGCCGGGGGCAUGGAGGGCCAGGACAGGAGUCCCCACUGGAAGGUGGAAAAUAAGCAUGAGGAGAAAGUCCAGGAUUCUGACAGACAGAAGGACGAGACCAAGGCAGAGAUGGGGAGCAAAACCUGGGCAGACCUGGCUGGGGAGAUGAAGGUAUUCCUGUGGAACCCAGAGGAGAGAACGUGCCUGGGGAGAACAGCCAAGAGCUGGGGUUUGAUCUUACUGUUUUACUUCAUUUUUUACACGUGCCUGGCGGGAAUGUUUGCCUUUUGCGUGUACGCGAUGCUACUCACGCUGAGCCCCUACACGCCCAGGUACCGGGACCGCGUGUCUCCGCCAGGAGUAAUGAUCAGACCAUACUUGAAUGGGUUCACCAUUGCCUUCAAUGUCUCUCAGCCCAGCACAUGGCAACCCUACGUGGACAUCAUGCACCGCUUCCUAGCCGCUUAUGACGACAAAGUUCAAGAGGAGAAGAAUAUCGAGUGCAUCUCAGGACAGUACUUCAUCCAAGGGGGCAAUGAAAGCGAGGAGAAGAAGGCUUGCCAGUUCAAGCGCUCUGCGCUGCAGAACUGCUCUGGCAUUGAGGAUCCAACGUUUGGCUACUCUAAAGGCCAGCCCUGCAUCCUGCUGAAGAUGAACCGGAUCAUAGGCUACCGUCCUGGUGCUGGGGUCCCUGUGAGCGUCGACUGCAAAGUGCAGAAAGGCAAUGAGAGCGAUCUCAGGUCGGUGGACUUCUACCCUGGAAACGGGACAUUUGAUCUCAUGUAUUACCCCUACUAUGGCAAGAUGACUCACGUCAACUACACAUCCCCACUGGUGGCUAUGCACUUUACAGAUGUGAAGAGGAAUUAUUUGGUCCCUGUUCAGUGCAGUCUGAAUGGGAAAGGCAUCAUCAACAAUGUUAACAGCGACCGCUUCCUCGGACGAAUCAUCUUCACGCUUAGCAUUGGAAAGUAGCCACCAAAGACGCUGGGCACUUAGGUUAAGUCAAUCAGAGGCUUUUUCCUUUUUAAAGCAUAAAGCCAGCAUUUUUUCUGCUAGGAAAAACAGGCACAUAGAUAUUUUUGUUAAUUUAUUUUUGUUCAUAGUUAGGAAACAAAUGAGAUGCAAUGGAGCAUGGAACCACAUUUUUCAUCAUCUGUUGUAAAUCAUUAUUAGUAAAAAUUAGAAGUUAUCUCCUGGGCAGAGAACCUGCAAAAGCAUUUCAGUUUUGAUUAAAAAAAGACCCUCUGGUAUCUGAACACUAUUUUUCUAAGGUCUUUUACAAGUGACCCCUGUGGAAUGCAUUUUUCCUGGCUUUAAACCUUAAUCUCUACCAUAGUUUUAUAUGCAUUUCUCAGGCAAAAGCUAACAAGAGGGUAGUUUAUUAGCACUAUUCUUGUUAAAAUAAUAAACAGCAAAAAAUUCUGGAUUAUGCCUGCAAUGACAGAGUUAAAAAGUGAAAAUGGUAGAUCUCAAAAUGCCUCCUAGGAUCUUCGGCACCAGGAGCAUCUGGACUGCAGCGUUUCACACGGCUUGUUCAGAACACCCAAGGCGUUGGAGCAAAGGCCACGUCAAAAAAACAUCUGCCCUCGAACCUUUCCAACUGCUCCUUUCUGAAGUGGGAAGAUGAAUGCAUUUUUCCUCCUUCCUCCUCCUCAUUCCAGUACUUCUCUCUGCCCCAGGAAUCCUCACCAAGUCUAUUAAGCAGGGAGGAGUGAAAGCUCUCCCCUCGCUGUCCCAGCUGGCAGGGUGACGGCACCCCCUUCCCCUGCUCAGGCACAGAGGUGACAGCGAGAUGUCAGACACAUACCCCACCCCCACCCCCAAUAUUUCAGGCUCGUUCUUGCCUGUUCCACAGAGGUCACAGCUACAGCACCGCAGAAAAACACAAGGGAACGCUCAGUCGUUUCAUCCUUACGGGGUCAACGCUGGUAUGAGUGAAGCCAUCAAUUUAUCAUCCCGCAAGAGAUACGAAGCACAGGUGCCCUGGUCACAGUGCACCUCCCUGGCACGGGGUGCUGAACCCUGCUCAGCACGCUGUGAGCCGUGAGCACAGCAGGAUGGGACACCUUGGGGUGAUGUGCUAGUUGGAAAGCACACUUACUAAAAUUACUGACGGAACGAGAGCAUUAUGGUAUGUUUGCCCUACAUCCUAGUCCAGGUACUGACUCUGCCAUCACUUCCUGAUCUAUGUAAGUCUCUAAGAAGUAAUCUUUUUUUUUUUUGUAUUAAAAUUAAAGCGACUACAGUAAGAUUAA
Falco peregrinus (peregrine falcon) is the source of this 2696-nucleotide messenger RNA. RefSeq names its product ATPase Na+/K+ transporting family member beta 4 (gene ATP1B4). Gene Ontology annotation, cellular component: nuclear inner membrane; sodium:potassium-exchanging ATPase complex. Gene Ontology annotation, biological process: potassium ion transport; sodium ion transport; regulation of DNA-templated transcription. Lineage: Eukaryota; Metazoa; Chordata; Aves; Falconiformes; Falconidae. The coding region runs from base 1 to 1413 and encodes 470 amino acids. The transcript has 9 exons. The record is from RefSeq and is a predicted model, not a curated record.